This is a messenger RNA of Oryza sativa Japonica Group (Japanese rice), 2665 nucleotides long. RefSeq names its product B3 domain-containing protein Os03g0620400-like. Gene Ontology annotation, molecular function: DNA binding. The record is from RefSeq and is a predicted model, not a curated record. Lineage: Eukaryota; Viridiplantae; Streptophyta; Magnoliopsida; Poales; Poaceae.
GCCCAACUUACUCCCCCGUCUUCCCAUUUCUCCUAACCUCUUUUUUUUUCCCUUCCUAUUGUCACUCUCCAGGCCGGCGAUGGCGCCGCCGCGGAAGGCAACGAGCGGGGGAGGCCGUCGGCGGCGGCCGGAGCUGCUUGGCGGCGCAGGAGGGAGCUGAGACCGGCCUGAACGAGCUCGCUCGCCCGCGCGGCCGGGUUCGCAGCACAGAUCCUCAGCAACGAACGGAGCAGCCUCUCGCGCCAGCCCGCGGUUACGGAGACCUUGGGAUUCGCUAUAUUCUUCUAAGCUUUUAUAUAUUGUAGUAGCAGAGCAGCAAGCUUUUCUUAUUGAUUCGCUGUAUUCUUGCAGCUAACGGUGAUCUUUACUAUUAAAUAUAUUGCUCUAAUGUGCAUGUGAUCCGGAAUCGGCAUGAUUCUGAAUAUCUCAUUAUUAAUCAUCUUGAAUUGCUUUGCUGUUCUUGUUUUGAGGGCAGUAUUACUUUGCUGUUAGUCCUGUAUUAAUGCAUUGAUCGUCUUGGAUUUUUGUAGCUUACGGUGGUCUUUACUAGUAGUAAAACUUGCUCAAAUCUGGCAAAUGCUGGGCACAACUCUCAUCAUUAAUCAUCUAUUCAUCUUGGAUUUUUAAUCCAUUCAUCCAUGGCUAUGGAAAUCCCUGAUGACUUUUAGACCGGCUCACCGGCCUCCUUUUGGGUCUCUGCAUAUAUAGUGGAUACAGAUGCUUAUAGCACUACGCACUACAAGUCUGAAGCAGCGAUAUAUCCGGAUUCCUGAAUUCCUGAUGCAGUAGUUUCAGGGCUUUUCUCUGAUCUGCAUCACCAUCAGCUCGUAGAACUUCUGUUCUGUGUGCAAAGUUCACAUGUAUGGCUGGACAAGGUUCCCAAAAGAAGAAAUCUUGUGAUUGGUCCAAAAGAUAUGUGGACCAUUUGAAUGGAAAGAUGAAGUGCUUCCACCUGCAAAUGAGUGCUAAUUUUGGGCAUAGCAUGACCAUACCAAACAAGUUCUUGGACCAUUUUGGUGGGACGUUGUCAAGAACCAUUGAACUAGUAUCCCCCAAGGGUAUUGUGUAUAUUGUCAAAGUCACCGAGCACAUGAAUAAGACAAUCCUACAGUGCGGAUGGGAGGCAUUUGUAGAUGCCCAUCACAUAGAAGAGAAUGACUCCUUAUUGUUCCGUCACAUUGAGAAUUCCCGCUUUGAGGUUCUGAUCCUUGAUUCUGAUGGUUGUGAGAAAGUCUUUACCUGUGCUGGCAUAAAAAAGACUUCUAGUGUUCAAGAAAGAAAUGCAGCUCCAGUUGAUAUUUCAAGGAGCACUCAUGAUGAAACCACACAAUCAUCAGGGAGUAAAAAAUUUGUUAGAUGCCAAAGGGCUAGUGACAGUCAGCGUGGAAAAACUGCAAAAUUGGCAGAAACAUCUUCGUCUGGGGAAUCAGGAGAGGAGGGCACUGACAGCAGUACUUCUGAAGAUGAGUCAUCCUAUGAGCUAGAUGAUCCUCAGAUGCCUCCAGGACGUAAUUAUGUCUUAUCGCGUUGGACUAGUCUAUCUGAAGCACAGGAAGAAAAAGUAGAUAUGCUUGUCCAGGACAUUCAACCUGAAAUUCCUGUAUUUGUGGCUAUCAUGAAGCAUAGCAAUGUUAACUCACGUCGUGCUUGUCUUGUAAUUCCUAAGCGCUAUGCAUCUGCACACUUCCCACUUGAAAGUCAAACCAUCACACUUCAGCGGCAAGGCAAGAACAAGAAGUGGUAUCCCAUGUUUUACAUUAGGAAAGAUGGAUCUGGAUACAUGCUUUAUGGGUGUUGGAAAAACUUUGUUCGUGACAACCAUGUGAAGGAGGGAGACAUGUGCAUCUUUCACCUAACAAAGUUUACUGGGGGGGAAUUCGGAGCAACAGUCCAUCUACUCCGUGAAACAAAAUCUGGUUCCUUAGGUUCAUUCCAUACUAGUCAUAAAAGGUUUGACUUAAGGGAUGGCAGAACGUGGCCGAAAGUGACUGGUGUUAGAAGAGUAAGUUCUAGGCCUUACCUGACAGCAGACAGAGUUUCUCUGACUGAAGAACAGGUCAGGAAAGUGGAAGAAGUUGUUCACUCCAUUCAAUCUGAAGGUCCCAUGUAUGUGUCAAUAAUGAACAAGAGCAAUGUUGGUACCGAUGGGCUCUACAUCAUUAUCUUUGGCAGGCAAUUCGCGACAAGGUACCUCCCGGAAGGGGAGCAAACUUUGACGCUUCUGAUGACGGGGAAGAGCAAUGCAUGGCAGGUCAAGAUGCGCCCUCGGAGCGGCGAUGCGCAGAUGAUCACCACAGGCUGGCGCCAUUUUGUCCAUGACAACCAUCUGCAAAUUGAAGACAUCUGCCUCUUCCAGCUGAUGAAUGAUGAGAGUAAGCUUACCAUGACAGUCCAUAUCAUUCGUCGCAACGAGAAGAGCUAGUUUCCCUCUGGUGGCACUUCCAUGAGAAGCGUUGGCUUUUAUUCUAGUACUUUAUUUAUGUAAGCUUUUGCUGGAGUAGUGGAUUUGAAUUCUGAAAAUUGUGGUUAUGCAAUACUAAUUAUUAAGAGUUAGCUACUUUUAAACAACCUCGCUGAUGGUACUUGUCCUACUUGCGACCGCUAGAGGGUAGCAUUGCAAAUUUCUAAAUUUAGUAUAUAAAAUUAAUUUGCGCCUUGCUCAUCA